CUACGGGCCAAGUAAAGCAAAACAAAACACCCACGGCGGCUCUGGGAAUAAGGCUUCCGCCAUGUGGCAGGCACUGCGGUGCCUCCUGGUCCUGGGUAUGGUCUCAUGGGGCUCGGCUCUGCAGACGGAGGAGCAUACGCGGCUCUUGCCUGUGCCGCUGAACCACACCAAACUCGACGAGUUCAUCGCCAGCGUGGCCGGCAUGCCCUCCCUGAACCCGUAUAUCGUACCGGCGCUGGUACUCGACAGUGUGUGGGGCGGCCUGCUGCGGGUCUUGAAUGGCCGCGUCACCGGCCUGAGCAGCCUGCGCCGUGCUGAGUCGAUGGUCAUGCGACUCACAUCCACCGUCGAUCUCCGAACCACGCUCGAGAUGGGACCUGUAGCCGGUGUGUUUGCCGUCGUGCUGUCUCCGACUCGAGUAGCCGGGCCUUCCUUGCAAACGUCUAUCAUAUACCGCACACGUCGCACACUCAGCCUCCAGACACGUGCAGUAACCAUGAACUUCUCGGCACGCACCGACUUCAAGAGCGGCAAAGGCCGGCUUCAGGCGCUCGUCUUGCGCAAGGUGUACGGAUUGAAUGCCACUCUGGACGCCAUAGAUUCCUAUGGCCGUGUGGUCAACCUCUUCACAUCGGUGCUUAACCGACACGCCGUGCGGCUGGUGCGUUAUCUCGUGGAAGAUGUACUGCGCAGCAUUAUGGACAAGAGGAUCCGAUUUGCAAACAUCAGCGCUGAUAGCCUGCUUAGAAGCUUCAUUUACCCUGUCACUUUGGUCACAAAGAAACAGUGAAGACAUAAAAAAAGUGCAUCAAGUGAUUGUUUGAUUCCCAUAACUCGCUUACUGCGAACAGCAGUUAUGAGCCCCCGAUUCAAAUACCACGUGAUGUUGAAAAGACCCGACCGUUACCCUCUUGGAAAAGUUUGAUCAAACUCCAGUUUGGCAGUGCCACUUGAAGAACUCGUGGAAACUGAUAGAAAUCGCGCUAAGAAGGAUCCGACAGAAUCUGAAGCAUGAAGCUUGCAUGUCGCAGUAGACGCACACAGCGGUAUUCAUUAACAGGCAGGACUCAGUGAGCUUUCCGCAAGGUUGCUCUUGCUGUGUUCGCCUUUACUCUAGGCGCAUCCCCCCCCCCCACCUUACCUUGUUUUUUCGAAAUUGCGUCAAGAAUCCGCAAUUAUCGCACAGAGCCCGCACAGGGAAUU
Molecule: messenger RNA, 1203 nt
Organism: Dermacentor albipictus
Lineage: Eukaryota; Metazoa; Arthropoda; Arachnida; Ixodida; Ixodidae
Source: RefSeq, a predicted model, not a curated record